Molecule: messenger RNA, 706 nt
Organism: Prunus mume (Japanese apricot)
Lineage: Eukaryota; Viridiplantae; Streptophyta; Magnoliopsida; Rosales; Rosaceae
Source: RefSeq, a predicted model, not a curated record
AGAGCAUCAUCUUGUCAGAUAAAACAAAAGAGAACAGCAGUAAGUUGCAGUAAGAGAAGAACAAGGAAGAGGAAGAAACUAUGGCUGCAACCUUAUUGUUUGCAUGCAACUCAAAUGUAAACCAUGGCUGUAGAAAUGAUAAUCCCUCGCUGCCGAAACCAUUCCUGGGUGGUGGACACAGAAUCCUGGAUCAAACCAUUGCAAAUAGGAACCAAGGCCAUUAUAACUCUCAAAAAAAGAAGUCAUCUCGCAGGUUUUCUGUUUCUGCUGUCACCGAAGGUUCCGCAAAAUCAAGCAAGUCCGAAGAAAAAAUCCCCCCUUGGGCUAGACCAGAUUCGGAUGAGCCCCCUCCUUGGGCCCAGGGUGAAGGCAAGAAUGAUGGUUCACAAGAGGGAUUUGAGAUUCCCUUUUAUGUUUAUCUACUUGCCUCAGCCGUGACUGCAAUUGCUGCUAUAGGUUCUGUUUUUGAGUAUGCGAACCAGAAGCCAGUCUUUGGAAUCUUGAACUCAGACAGCAUAUUUUAUGCUCCAGUGCUUGGAUUUUUUGUAUUUACAGGCAUUCCCUCUGCUUUUUGAUUGUAACAGGAAAAAGAAAAUAAAAAGGCUCUUUCCAGUUUUGAUGACGUUUGUAGAUACAAAAGAAGUUGAAAAUCUAUUUGUUGGCAAUGUUAACUCAAUCCCAGUUUUGGCUUCAAAACACGAAUGUU